AUGGUGUCGGACAAUGAGAAGGGUUUGGUAUUAGCUGUGGCGUCAAGCGUAUUCGUGGGGUCGAGCUUCAUUUUGAAGAAGAAAGGUCUCAAGCGUGCUGCUGCUAGUGGCACCCGAGCUGGGUUUGGAGGUUAUACAUAUUUGCUAGAGCCACUUUGGUGGGUAGGCUUGGUUACAAUGACAUUUGGAGAAAUUGCAAACUUUGUGGCGUACGUUUAUGCUCCGGCUGUGUUAGUCACCCCUCUCGGUGCCUUAAGUAUAAUCAUCAGUGCUGUUUUGGCACAUUUCCUUUUAAACGAAAAGCUUAGGCAAAUGGGAGUUUGGGGAUGUGUUUGUUGCAUUGUGGGCUGUGUCAUGAUUGUCAUUCACGCACCUCAGGAGCAGACUCCCAACUCUGUUCAAGCAAUCUGGAAACUCGCUAUGCAACCAGCUUUUCUGAUUUACGUAGCCGCAUCAAUGUCUAUUGUCCUGGCUUUGAUUCUCUACUGUGAACCUCUCUGCGGCCAAACCAACGUUCUUGUUUAUACCGGGAUUUGUUCCUUGAUGGGUUCCCUCACGGUUAUGAGCAUAAAGGCCGUGGGGAUUGCGAUCAAAUUAACAUUGGAAGGGAUAAACCAGAUUUGGUACCCAGAGACUUGGUUUUUUAUCAUGGUUGCAACAAUCUGUGUCGUUAUGCAGAUGAUUUACCUGAACAAGGCGCUGGACACAUUCAACGCAGCAAUCGUUUCUCCAAUCUACUAUGUCAUGUUCACAACUCUAACAAUCUUUGCUAGUGCCAUCAUGUUCAAGGACUGGUAUGGGCAAAGCACAGACAGCAUAGCCUCUGAGAUAUGUGGAUUCAUCACUGUGCUUACAGGAACAGUUAUACUACAUGCCGCGAGAGAAGAAGAAGAAGCUUCCCCAAGAACAAACAGAUGGCACGAUUCAGCAGCAAAGAGCAUUAACGAAGAACGUCUGUUAGGUUAA
Molecule: messenger RNA, 966 nt
Organism: Microthlaspi erraticum
Lineage: Eukaryota; Viridiplantae; Streptophyta; Magnoliopsida; Brassicales; Brassicaceae
Source: the annotation of a GenBank genome assembly